This is a messenger RNA of Psylliodes chrysocephalus, 1200 nucleotides long. Lineage: Eukaryota; Metazoa; Arthropoda; Insecta; Coleoptera; Chrysomelidae. The record is from the annotation of a GenBank genome assembly.
AUGAAACUAACAUUUUUUAUGAGUACAUACUUACUUUUAUUAUUUACGUGUUCCAACGAUAAACUGAGCUACUACUUCAAUAUCCACUUAAAAUUACUAAAUAUUUUUGGAUUAUGGACUGACAUGCGAUUCAUAGGCGGCUCGUUAACGCUAACAAUAAUCUACAGCAUCUUAGCAAUUUUACUUUUUAUAAUUGCCCCUCAAUUUUGCCACGUGGUCUACAUGUACAAAGCCAGAGAUAAUGUGGUAGCUUUUGCAGACGAAUUUUAUGUAUCUCUCGCAUCAGUGAUAGUGGUUUUCAAGGAUUAUGAUAUGAUCAGAAAACGAAAAAUUAUUAGUGAAAUGUUGGAUACUAUGGAUUCUGAGAUUAUGCAACCUUCUAAAGGACAGACGCAAAAAAUACAUAAAGUAAUGAGUUUUUGGAAGAAAUUGUUUUGGUCAUUACUUACUUUUGAAUCUUGUUUCUGUCUCUGUCAACUGAUAACUCCUAUCAUCGAUAAAAUACAAACAGGUACUAAGAAUGUCCCACUGGUAGACUGUUAUCCCUUCUACAUAUACGCAUCGCCUGUUUAUGAAAUAAUGUACAUCUAUCAAAGUUUCUUAUUAUCAUAUUUACUCAUGCACAGUAUGCUUUUUGAUACUUUUGUCACAGGACUAAUGUCUUUUUGUGCAGCCGAAUGUGACAUACUAUUUGAAAAUUUGAUGGCUUUGAAAUUGGAGGAAACGGAAGUAGUCUAUAGAACAAAAUUGGUGAAAUGUAUUAAACAUCAUGAAGAAAUAUGCAGGUUUGCUACUAACAUAGAAAAAUGCUUCUCACCAACUAUAUUGGGACAGUAUUUCUGUAGCUUGAUUUCUGCCUGUACUACAAUGUUUAAACUGUCUUUAGCUGAACCUAUGAGUAUCGAGUUUUAUAAAGUUGUCGUUUAUAUGGAUGUUAUUCUUAUUCAACAAUUUUUAUACUGUUGGAUGGGCUCAGAUGUUACUGAAAAGAGCAAACAAUUACCUUUGGCAAUAUACGAGGCAUUUAAAAUUGAUUCUUCAAAGGAAGCAAAAAAAAUGAUUCAAUUAUUUAUAGGAAAAACUCAAAAACCUAUAGUAUUUAAAACUGUACUUUUUGAUCUCUCCGUGCAACAAUUUUUACAGCUUAUUAGAAGUUCUUUUUCAUAUUAUACUGUCCUGUCUACACUAAAUGAAAAAUGA